UAUUGCAAUCAGCUGUCAUAUUACUUCUCAAUGGAAAACCUGACAUUUAAUAGCCCCUUUAUUCAAAUAGAGGGACUGGUUGUCUCUGAGCAAUACAUUUAUCCUACAUUUCUUUUCUUCUUGAUUAUCUAUGUACUCAUUACAGUAUCUAACAUUGGGAUUAUUCUGCUCAUAACAAUGGAAAGAAGCCUACAUGAACCUAUGUACAUUCUCUUCUGCAACCUUCCCUUUAAUGAUGUAUUUGGAAACUCUGUUGUAAUCCCUCGGAUAAUGGUGGACAUUUUACGGCCAAGUUCUGAACGCUACAUCAGUUAUGGUGAAUGCGCUGCUCAAGCUUUCUGUUACCAUGUGCACGCUACUGCUGCUCACACUAUCCUCAUGGCUAUGGCCUUUGACAGAUAUGUUGCCAUAUGCAAUCCACUGCACUACACAACUAUUAUGACGACUAAAAUGGUAGCUAAACUGACUGCAUCAGUCUGGUGUAUAGCAGUGGUCUUUGUAGGUAUUUUGUUAGGUCUCACAAUAAGGCUGAAUCGCUGUGGAACACAAAUAGCAAAUCCAUUCUGUGAUAAUGCAUCAUUGUUCAAAGUGUCAUGUGAGAAUCCUUACAUUACUAAUGUAUUUGGCCUGGCAUGCACAACCAUUUUACUUGUCUCAUCUGUGGGAAGUAUUGUACUUACUUAUUCCAAAAUAGCAGCUGUCUGCUUUAUUAGUAAAAACAAAACUCUGAACAACAAGUUUCUGAAAACCUGCAGCACACACCUGACUGUCUAUUUGAUCAUGUGGCUGUCUAGCUGUAUUAUGAUCAUGCUCCAUCGCUUUUCUGGUUAUACAGACUACAGGAAAGGGGCAGCGCUGCUUUUCCACAUCGGCCCAGGCAUUCUGAAUCCUAUCAUAUAUGCAUUGCAGUGUACUGAGAUCAGACACACGAUGUUAAAGAUUCUACACUCAAAGAAGGUACUUAGCUCUUAUUAA
Pygocentrus nattereri (red-bellied piranha) is the source of this 975-nucleotide messenger RNA. RefSeq names its product olfactory receptor 5B17-like. Gene Ontology annotation, cellular component: membrane. The record is from RefSeq and is a predicted model, not a curated record. The transcript is spliced from 2 exons. Gene Ontology annotation, molecular function: G protein-coupled receptor activity; olfactory receptor activity. Bases 31 to 975 code for a protein of 314 amino acids. Lineage: Eukaryota; Metazoa; Chordata; Actinopteri; Characiformes; Serrasalmidae. Gene Ontology annotation, biological process: G protein-coupled receptor signaling pathway.